AUGUCGUGCAUAUGCCUACCUGGUUACCAAUUAACGUCAAACAAAGGCGCAUUUUCCAUCACUUGCAAAAAAUGUCCUGAAUUAUCUCCAGCUGUAACACAAGAUGGAUGGAACUGUAUUAAAUGUUCCUCAAGUGCUAUUAUGGAUAAUAAUGGGAAAUGUCGAUGUCCAACAGGACAGGUUCUAGUGGAAAAGACUGUUUCUGGAAUACCUUUGACUGAAGCAAAAUGUGUUGCCUGCAUUAUUAGCCAGCCAUUUUUUUCCACCCCGGAUGCUUCAGGAAACCAAUGCAUCAGAUGUCAUGAAACAUUCAUUAAUACUACACAAUCAUGUGAUUGUCAGUCAAAUAUUUUGACUGGAGGAUUAUGCUUUCUUCAUUAUCCUAAAGACUUGACCUCCUCAGUGGUUACAAAUAUUGUCUAUGAGCAAGGUUUCAAAGUUUCAUCUGCUUGGUUUGCUGCUCAUUUGAAAGCAUCAGCUAUUGCAUGCCUGAGAUUUGCAAAUCUUACUGCCUGUCAGGCUGUAGGGAAUAUGUGUGUCAUGAUCAUGAAUUCAAUAGACAUGGCAACAACUCCUAAUGAUGCUUGUACCCUUUAUCACACAAUAUUUAAGGAGACAAUAAGCUUAGGAAAUACCCAUUCACAUAUGGAAUUACAAUUUAUCCUUGCCAAAUAUGAUGCUCGUGGUUAUUUUCUUAAUUGGGAAAAAGUAACUGGAGGUACUUUGCAGUUGUGUCCAGAUACCAUAUCGAAGCUGAAUGCUGCUUAUAUUUUUGGAACCACGUAUCAACAAAGCUGUACACUUCCUGUUUCGAAACUUUUAUCUACAUAUGGUGAAACUUACUUUUAUGACAUUUACAUACUUUACAAAGGAGAGGAUGGUGAGGAUAAACUAAGAGCUAUCGCAGUUCAUAAUUUAAAUCUUCAAUAUAAUGGAAAAUUCAUAAAUCAAGAUAACACGAUGAAUAGUUGGUAUUUAACCAGACGUAUUUUCUUGGUGGAUACCCUAAGUGGUCGUGAAAGGAACAUAGAUAGCCAGCCAAGAGUGAUUAGAGUUGCUAGCUACUUAAAAAUCAGUGUAAUUCUUAAGCCCGAUACUCUACAAGGAAAGAUCGUUCCUCCUGUUAUGACUAUCUCUUACACAGAUGUGAAGAUUCAAAAUCCAGAUCAACAAACUAUUUCAAUAUCUUUUUCUGUUGAAUAUCAAAUGGACUUGACUACAGCAUUUCAAAAUACAAAGAUUGCGCUUGGUUUCUUGGCAGGCUUAUCAACUAUAUAUUCAGUGGUAAAGACAGCCAGUUGGAAAAGACGAAUUGGAUCUCCGUUGAUUGAUAUUCCAACUGUUUUGAAGUUCAUGCUGUUUUAUUUGGGAGACCUGGCAAACACCUUCUUUAUUGUGACAUUUGGAACAGGCCUUUAUUGGCUUAUAUUUUUUAAGGGUCAAAAGGUUCUUUUUGUUUUUCUACCAACACCAAGCCAAGAGACCCAUUUUAUUUAUUCUGUGGCCAGUGCAUUUUCACUGAAGUUUCUUCAGCUAUUACACAAACUAGGAAACCAGUUAACUGUGGAUAUCUUUUUUAUUGACUGGGAGAGACCCAAAGGCAAGAUCAUCAAAUCUAUUGCAGGUGGAGGUGAUAUAAUGACUGCACCAGCUCCUGUGAGCAUCUGGAGAACAUAUUUUGUUGCAAAUGAAUGGAAUAAUAUUCAGACUAUCAGGAAAAUUAAUCCUGUUUUUCAAGUUCUUGCUGUUGUUUUUCUUUUGGAAGUUGUUGGCUUUGCAAAUCUAGCUACAAUGGAUCCUUAUACUAAAAUGAAUAACAUUUCUGAAAGCAGUGUUACACCGUCCAGCCGUAUUCUGAGAUAUGGUGUAGCUACAACUGUUUGGCUGUCUGUCAGUCUUAUUCAGAUAAUUUUCUGCACAAGUUUUUAUGAACGAUUUGUGGAAGAUAGAAUAAGUCAGUUUAUUGAUGUCUGCUCAGUCAGCAAUAUAUCCGUUAUUAUUCUGUCACACAGAUGCUUCGGAUACUAUAUCCAUGGGAGGUCUGUACAUGGCCAUGCUGACACUAAUAUGGAAGAAAUGGACCUUAAUCUGAAGAGAGAAGCGGACAAUCUUUGUGGUCAAAGAGGCUUGGUUCCCAACACAGAAAUUGAGACAUUUCAAAUAUCCAUCACAAGCAAAUUCAGGGAGCAAUAUGACAAGAUUCAAGAACCGCUAUAUUUGACCAGAACACCUGGCCGCCUAGCGAAUAAUUCUGAGGAUGCUGUUGCACUUAGAAUGAAGGCUUAUAAUACCACAAAUAGAUUUCUUGGAUCAUUCAUUGAUCACGCUCUUCAAGACAUGGAUUAUAUUGUACAAGAUAAACUGUUAUUGGAAAGACUAAUUGGGAUGGAAUUGCAUGAACCACUGGACAAGACGAUUUUUUAUAAUGAUGAAAACUAUUCAUUCACUGAUGUGCUAUACUAUGGCAACGAAGGAACACUUCUUAUUUUUGAUACAUUGUUCUUCUGUAUUGUGGAUUUAGCUGCUCAAAAUUUUAUUCUUGCUUCCUUUCUAACUUACAUACAACAAAAGGUUUUUCAGUUCAUUCGAAAUGCGAUGGGACGCAAGAACUUGGCUGAGAAAGCAUUGAUUGAUGAAAGGUUCCUUCUCUGAAAUCACAGAAAUUUA
Molecule: messenger RNA, 2667 nt
Organism: Mobula hypostoma (lesser devil ray)
Lineage: Eukaryota; Metazoa; Chordata; Chondrichthyes; Myliobatiformes; Myliobatidae
Gene: tmem67
Product: transmembrane protein 67
Exons: 26
Coding region: 1-2652 (883 amino acids)
Biological process (GO): cilium assembly
Cellular component (GO): MKS complex; ciliary transition zone
Source: RefSeq, a predicted model, not a curated record